Messenger RNA from Paramecium sonneborni, 1014 nucleotides. The record is from the annotation of a GenBank genome assembly. Lineage: Eukaryota; Ciliophora; Oligohymenophorea; Peniculida; Parameciidae.
CAAAUCUUUAAAAUAAUAUUAAAAUGGGCAAUAAAUAAUAGAUUAGUAAAUAAGAGCUCCCAAACUCUAAAAAAGAAAAAGUUUAAGAUUUUUAUGAGAUAAAUGAGAAAGUAAAUAUAAAAAUACUAAGUGAGGACUUAAGUUCUGGGUAUUAGGGAAAAGUGAUUAUUACAAAACACAAAUUUUUAGGAUCUGACAGAGCCUUAAAGAUAAUUCAUAAAAAUGAGGUUCUUGAUUAAGAUUGUUUGAGAAAAACAAUCAAAGUUCUUCAUAAUUUAGUAAUAAUCCAUCUAUUUUUUAAAGGAUCAUCCUAAUAUCAUAAAAUUAUUUGAAAUUUUUGAAGAUGAUUAGAACAUUUUUUUAAUUAUGGAGUAUUUAAAUAUAGAAUAUAUUUAAGACUUUGUACUGGAGGAGAGUUAUUUGAAAGAUUAAGGGAUUAGGAUAAAUUUACAGAAAAUGAAUCAAGAGGAAUUUUUAAAUAAAUUAUGUAAGCCAUUCAUCACUGUCAUACUCAUGGGUUAUGUCACAGAGACCUUAAACCAGAAUACAUAUUAUUCCUUGAUAAAACUCUUAAUUCUCCAAUAAAAUUAAUAGGUUUUGAUGCUAGUGUAUUCUUUAAUGAUGAACAAUACAAAACGCUAUCUGGUAAAACACAAUUAACGAAAAAAAUAGGAACAGUAUUAUUCUUAUAUUAAAAUUAGGCUUUUUAUAUAGCCCCAGAAGUUCUAGACUAAAAUUAUAAUGAAAUUUGCGAUAUUUGGUCAGCUGGAGUGAUUUUGUAUAUUUUAUUGACAGGAUGUCCUCCUUUCAACGGAACAACUGAAUAAGAAAUCUUAACAGCAGUGAAGACUGGUAAUAUAAAAUUGGAUACUCCUGAAUUCAAUGGAAUUUCUAAUGAUUGUAAGGAUUUAAUUUCAAAAAUGUUAACCAAACCUAAUCAUAGAUUAAAUGCAGAGUAAGUAUUAAAACAUCCUUGGUUAAUUUGAUUAAUCAUUUAAGAAAAUAAACAUAAAU